AUGAAUAAUGAAAAAGUGGAGUGGAGUCGGUGGACUACUUUGUCAGACGACGACGUCGACGAUGACGAUGUCGAAGCCGAGAAGCCUGCCAAACGUCCACGGACAAAUGAAAACACGCAAAACCCGACAGACCCCGACCCUAAUGACCAAGAUGAAGAGCCCUCCGAGGAUUUACAUGAUGAGGAACCGCCAGAGGCAGAGAGUUCGGAGGGAGAAGACACUAUAAGCGAUCCGGGAGACCCUGAUAUAAAUGCAACAACCGAGGAAGAGCCUGUCGGGAAUGCACCUGACCCGUCACAGGCAGAGAUUUCAGAGGGGGAAGACACUAUAAGCGACCCGGGAGACCCCGAUACGGAUGCAACAAUCGAGGAGGAGCAUGUCGGGAAUGCAUCUGACCCGUCACAGGCAGAGAUUUCAGAGGGGGAAGACACUAUAAGCGACCCGGGAGACCCCGAUACGGAUGCAACAAUCGAGGAGGAGCAUGUCGGGAAUGCAUCUGACCCGUCACAGGCAGAGAUUUCAGAGGGGGAAGACACUAUAAGCGACCCGGGAGACCCCGAUACGGAUGCAACAAUCGAGGAGGAGCAUGUCGGGAAUGCAUCUGACCCGUCACAGGCAGAGAUUUCAGAGGGGGAAGACACUAUAAGCGACCCGGGAGACCCCGAUACGGAUGCAACAAUCGAGGAGGAGCAUGUCGGGAAUGCAUCUGACCCGUCACAGGCAGAGAUUUCAGAGGGGGAAGACACUAUAAGCGACCCGGGAGACCCCGAUACGGAUGCAAUAAUCGAGGAGGAGCCUAUCGAAAAUGCACCUGGUCCUAGCUCAUCGCAGGCAGGGUCAGGGGCCCAGAACACUGGAAGUCAUCAGGGUAGCAGUAUAUGUGCCAAAGAUAAGAAAAGGACAGUGUACGGGUGGCUGUGA
This is a messenger RNA of Fusarium verticillioides 7600, 921 nucleotides long. RefSeq lists its product as hypothetical. The record is from RefSeq and is a predicted model, not a curated record. The transcript is spliced from 2 exons. Bases 1 to 921 code for a protein of 306 amino acids. Lineage: Eukaryota; Fungi; Ascomycota; Sordariomycetes; Hypocreales; Nectriaceae.